ACUUCUGAUUUUUCAGAACCAUUGUUUCAGGCUUGUAUGGUUGAAUAGAAUAUCUCAACUUACUUUAUUUUAAUAGUUCAAUGAAACAAAAUACGGAGUAGUAGUAUUGAUGAGUGUCAGAGUCGCAUUCAUUUGGUGGAAUCGUUGUAACAAAAAAUAACAAUACACGCGUAGCGUAGCAAGCGGAUAAGGUCUCGCGCGCACACACCACCAUGUGCACGUUAGAGAAACGCGGCAACAUCUUCAUCCUAACCCUAACCGGCGACGCCGACGAGCACCGGCUAAAUCCGACCCUCAUCGCCUCUCUCCGGUCUGCUCUAGCCCAAGCCGAGUCUCAGUCGACUCGCGGCUCCGUCUUAAUCACCACAGCCCAAGGCAAGUUCUUCUCCAACGGCUUCGAUCUCAAGUGGGCCCAAGCCGAAGCCGUCGACGGAUCGCCCUCGGGCUUCAACGAGAGACUCCACCACAUGGUCGAGCUCUUCAGGCCCUUCGUCGCCGAUCUGCUGUCGCUCCCGAUGCCGACGAUCGCCGCCGUGACCGGCCACGCCGCGGCGGCUGGGUUUCUGCUGGCGAUGAGCCACGAUUACUUCCUGAUGAGGAGCGAUAGAGGCGUGCUGUACAUGAGCGAGCUCGACCUAGGGAUGACUUUCCCGGACUACUUCAUGGCGAUGAUGAGGUCGAAGGUGGUUUCCGCGGCGGCGAGGCGGGACGUGCUGUUGAGAGCCUCCAAGGUGAAGGCGGAGGCGGCUGUGGCGAUGGGGAUUGUGGACUCGGCGCACGAUAGCGGGGAGAGGGUGGUGGAGGCUGCGGUGCGCCUGGGGGGUGAGUUGUCCAAGAGGAAGUGGAAUGGUCAGGUGUAUUCGGAGAUACGGAAGGCGUCUUAUCCGGAGAUAUGUGGCGUGCUGGGAUUGGCCAGCAAGCCUGUAGUAUUAUCUCGGCUUUGAGAUAUGUAUGGGAUGAUGUGUCAUAUAUGGCGAUUGGUCGGAACAUCAAAUCAUGUAAUAAUUUCUGAAUAUGUAAAAAAAUGUUUUGCUAUGUUUGUGGCAAAAAAACAAAAAAACAAAAAAAUUCACCUAUGUACAAGUUUGUGUGUUUAAUAUGAAAUGAAAUAAUUUCACGUUCUUUGGUUGAAAAAUAA
Molecule: messenger RNA, 1138 nt
Organism: Cornus florida
Lineage: Eukaryota; Viridiplantae; Streptophyta; Magnoliopsida; Cornales; Cornaceae
Product: enoyl-CoA delta isomerase 2, peroxisomal-like
Exons: 1
Coding region: 213-944 (243 amino acids)
Biological process (GO): fatty acid beta-oxidation
Cellular component (GO): peroxisome
Molecular function (GO): delta(3)-delta(2)-enoyl-CoA isomerase activity; enoyl-CoA hydratase activity
Source: RefSeq, a predicted model, not a curated record